This is a messenger RNA of Polypterus senegalus (gray bichir), 4820 nucleotides long. Its product is annotated as MOB kinase activator 3B. Gene Ontology annotation, cellular component: cytoplasm; nucleus. Bases 519 to 1169 code for a protein of 216 amino acids. Gene Ontology annotation, biological process: signal transduction; positive regulation of protein phosphorylation. Gene Ontology annotation, molecular function: protein kinase activator activity. Lineage: Eukaryota; Metazoa; Chordata; Cladistia; Polypteriformes; Polypteridae. The record is from RefSeq and is a predicted model, not a curated record. The transcript has 4 exons.
ACACAACAAGAUGGUAUAGGAAAUCGUAGAUUUACACAUUAAAACAAAACGGCCAUUAGACCCGUUAGGACGCCCCGGAGAGGUUAAGCAGCACUUAGCUGUUAUGUCAAACCCUAAGUUUGCAGUUGCAUUUCCAGGCAUGGCCACUAGGUGUCUCGGUUUUGCGGCACGCUUUCUUCCGAGCGUUGCGCGCGUGUGUUUUGCUUUCCCAGACACAAGUUGUUGUUUCUUUGUAGUUCACUCGAGCGCGGGCUGCGCCGCUGUGGGAUUUAAAACCUCAGCAGAUCGUAGCAGUGGAGCAUCCCGCACUGAUGUGUGGAUUCACGCGAUCUCUGCUUCAGUGUGUUUUUCCAGUGCACGCGGGAAAGGAGACGGGGUCUUGAGGAGCAGCCUGCUUGGAUCUUCGCUUCCACUGCCAACGACUCUUAGUGGGCUUUUUUUUAUUUUUAACAAUCCCAAAGAGCUUUUUUUGCCUUUCUUCAUUAAUAGCAAUCCAUAAAGCAAGAUUCUGCUCAGCCAUGUCAACAGCCCUGAAGCAAGUCUUUAACAAGGACAAGACGUUCAGGCCCAAGCGCAAAUUUGAGCCCGGCACGCAGCGCUUUGAGUUGCACAAAAAGGCUCAGGCCUCGUUAAGCUCGGGAGUGGACCUGAAAGCAGCCGUGCAGCUCCCUCAAGGUGAAGAUCUCAACGACUGGGUGGCUGUGCAUGUGGUGGACUUUUUUAACAGAAUCAACCUGAUCUAUGGCACUAUCUGUGAAUUUUGCACAGAGAAGACGUGUCCAAUUAUGUCUGGGGGUCCCAGGUAUGAGUACCGGUGGCAAGAUGACUGGAAAUACAAGAAGCCCACGGCUUUGCCUGCGCCACAGUACAUGACCCUACUUAUGGAUUGGAUUGAGGUUCAGAUCAACAAUGAAGACCUCUUCCCAACGUGUAUAGGUGUUCCUUUCCCAAAGAACUUCAUUCCGAUCUGCAAGAAGAUCCUGUGCCGCCUUUUUCGAGUUUUUGUUCACGUCUAUAUUCACCACUUUGACCGAAUGAUCUUAAUGGGUGCUGAGGCCCAUGUCAACACCUGCUACAAGCACUUUUAUUACUUUGGAACUGAAUUCAGUCUUCUAGACCGUAAGGAGCUGGAGCCAUUGAAAGAGAUGACAGCAAGAAUGUGUCACUGAUGAGCUGGCCCAAACAAAUGAUGAAACGUUUUAUUUUCUGGGAGAGACAGAAGCAGUUGAAGAGAACGUUGAUAUGGCGUUUCUAACACUCUCAGUAUGAGAAGAAAUAACGAGAUUCAGCAACUGUGCCAUGGUUUUACAGCUAGUAUCCAAUAUGGCAGCCCCAAGAGAUUUUUUUUAGCACACUAAAAAAGUCGGACAUUAAUCAACAAAGAAAACUGAGCCUUCGUGUGAAUUUUGACCAUGAAGCUCACUGUACAAAUUUGUACUAUGACCUAACUAAUGUAAUGACAUCUCGUACAAUCAGUCCAUCGGGAAAUAGAAAUAUUCAUCUGAUUUAUGCCAAUAUCUUUCUAAACAGCACUAAACUUAUUAAUGUUUGCUAUUUAUUAAACAGGGAGACGCAGCCAUGAGUCUUGUGUGUGAUAAGCACUAAUAAGUGGCAUGACCACAUAACUCACCCAUUGGCUAAUCAGGCUUCCCAACAAGAAACAACACCAACUGUGGAACUUUGGCUUCCGCACUUUAUUUGUGAACAGCAUUCUUGUCAUUAAGUUGAACUGGAAGUCUCUUGGAAAUGUUACAGUCUAUAAAUAAAUACAAAAAAAUAUAUAUAUAUAUAUGAAAAAGAGGGGAGUCCAGGUUGGAAAAGCCCUCUUUAAGGUGAAGUGUAAUGGGGUUGCUUCCAUCUCGUCAAUAAAGAGUGGUGAGCUCUGGGUCCAUUUUAAAAGAGCAUGUUAGCAGACAGAGUCAGGUUGGAGACUGCUGGACUGUAAAGGAAAGAACCUGUCAUAUCCUUGGCACCAGCUUGAAUCUCUGCAUAUCUUUGCUUUAGUUUAGUCCCUACAAACACAACCAAACUGCCACAUUCCCAAUAAGUAUUUAACAUUCUGUUCUUUAAGUUAAUACCAUAUAUUCCCAAAAAUAAGCCCUAGCACGAUUUUGAGGCUACUCUGUAAUAUAAGCCCUACCCAAGAUCGUCAGCUGAAAAAGUAGGGCGCAUAAGACUGGGUUUAUACUUCACGUGAUGCAACGCGUGUGCGUCCAUCAAAUUCUGAGGACACCUUGCCACAAUAUCUCUGAAAAGGAUGUGUAAUGAUUACAUCCAUAAAUCCAGGGAUGUGCCCAAUUGCUUGCUGGGAUUAAAUAAUUUCUAUCUGAGAGGGUAAAAAAACACACACACAGGCUGAAAAAUGUAACUUCAUUUUUCAAAUUUGAAGUUGCAUGGUUAAAUAGUAAUGUCUACAUUAUAGAGAAACCGAGGAUUUCUGAUCAGUAGUUAAAGCUGGCCUGUUGUAAGUGUUAUCUGCCAGAUUGUGACAAUUUUAAGAGGUGAUCUGGGAUCAUCCAUUAAAAGCCUCCCAUGCACAAGAUCAAUGCAUGCGACUAAUUCUGUCUACAGCCAAAUAAAUGGCAGCAGCUUUGGGUGUUAUGAAGGCAUCUUUGUACAUGCCAGCUGUUCCACUCAGUGCUCACAUCAGGCCAUUUAAUUUACUGCACCCAAGAAAUAUUUUAAACGGAAAUACGGGAACAUUGAAAGUAUUAAGAAUAGCACUGCCCGUCAUAAACAACAUCAUCCUCCACCAAUUUGUGCUGCAGGCGCAUGUUUGGCUGUGUGCAUUAAUGACAAGAACAAAUCUAGUCAAGUGGACACUCAGCACUAAGUAUAUAUAACCAAAUAAUUUCAUAUCCAUGAUUGCAAUCACAGCUGGGCUAUAGUGGGUCCCUAGUGUGCAUAUUUGCAGGCUUGCACCUGUCUUCCUGAACCAUAUUGUGCCAUAUACGGAGCAAAAUACAUUCCCAAUUUUACGGAGGAAAAGUCAAUAAAUAAACAGGUAAAAAAAUAAAAGUACAAUUAAAUGUGACAAUAAAUAAUUACAACCAACAUUAAAUGUUAGUAUAAAAGUGUGUAAUAGAAAAUAAUUUUGUUGCAUAUUUUUUAUGCAUUUAUUUAAUUAUUUCUUCAUUUAUUUAUUUCAGUGACACUUCAUGCAACUUGAAAAUAAAAAGUCCUGAAAUGAAAACUUUCACUUUUCAGAGUUGAGAGGGCAGGUAACUAGCGAGUUCAGUUUUUUUUCAUUGGUCAAUCACUGGCAGAUGCCCAGCGGUGGGCUGGCGCCCUGCCCGGGGUUUGUUUCCUGCCUUGCGCCCUGUGUUGGCUGGGAUUGGCUCCAGCAGACCCCCAUGACCCUGUAGUUAGGAUAUAGCGGGUUGGAUAAUGGAUGGAUAAAUCACUGGCAGAGCGGGAGUAAACCUUCAAGUGCCAGCAAGAGUCACAUUUACAGGAAACACUUCAGAUGCAGACGCCUAAUGAUUCAUUUGAAUUAAAAUGGCUGCUUUGUACGGUAAUUCUGGAAAACUUUUACUUGCACUCGUAUCAGACGUGCAGAGUCAAGGCUUCAAAUGAGUGCUUGAGCCACAGGGUUCCAAAGUCGAGCAAAGCACAUAUAUAAAAAAAAAAAAAAGUGUUUGGUAGAGACUACCCACCUUCUCAACUUUGACAAACGGAAAUGACAGUUUUCAUUUCUGGGCUUAUUUCUUGUUGUGUGGUGCAUCACUGAAAUAAGUAAGUGAAGAAAUAAUUCAAUAAAUGCAUAAAGAAAUUAGUAACCAAAACCUAUUUUGUUACAUUAAUACGCACAUUUCAUGUUGUUAUUAUUUAUUUAUUGUCCCAUUUUACAGUACUUAUUUGCAUAAUUACUUACUUAUUUUAGUUUGUUAAAAACAUUCUUUCAUACAUUUGUAGACUUCUUUUACUGUUUUUAAUUGUAAGUGGUUGUCUCAAGUGAGUGAGUAGUACAUCAGGUUAGAUUUUACUUGAGAAUUGUGCGCAAUUUAAAAAGUCAAUAAGCAUGUCAAAAAUUCUGAUCAUUGUCUAUCUGUUAUCUAAAUUUAAACAGCAGUCCUGGCCUGUCACUUUUCAGAACAAUGGGGAGCAAGACUCUUUUACACUGGGCUAUCUGAAAUACUUUACAUAUCUUUUCUUAAAACUUGAAGUGGAUGAGUUAAAAAUAGUUUACCUACACAGUAGUGCCUUAAUUAGUCACUCUACUGUAUUUCUGUAGCGGUGAUGUAAAUUUAAUCACAUCAUAUUCUUUUCAGUGUUAUCCUACAUGAAAUAUAAAGAAAAAUGUAAACCCUGUCAAUGAAGCCAAAUGUAAGAAAUAUUUUCCACUUUUUAUCAUCCAACUGAAGCCAGUAGUUUAUGUUUUCCACCAUCUGUGCAUUUCUGUAAUUGUUCUUCACUGAACAACUGUCAACUGCAGUUCUUGAGGGUUGUUCUGGUAGCUUCAGACAGUAUUCAGACCCCUUCACAUUUCGCUCUGUUCUAGCCUUUUGCUAAAAUCACUUGAAUUAAUUUUUCCCUCAUCAAGCAACACUCGGUGCCCCAGAAAGACAAAGCAAAAACAGAGUUUUAGAAUUUUUUUGCAAAUCUAUUAAGAGUGGCAGAAAAUCCCCACAUCUAGGUGUGUGAAGUUUGUUGCGUCAGACCUAACAAUACUUCAGGCUGGAGUCGCCACCAAAGGGGCUUCAACUAAGUACUGAGUUUGGGUUUGCACACUUGUGUCAAACUGAUAUUUCAUUUCUUUUUAAUAUAAAAAUACAUUUAAACAACUGCAGUGGGCUGGCGCCCUGCCCGGGGUUUGUUUC